GACAAACAGGUCGAGUCUCAAAUCUUUUAUAUAAUGUUUUUGUGAUGAUUUGUCACAAGUGCAGCUGUGAUCAUUGUCAGUAACAAAAAACAGUCUGUAAAGAGACACCCCGCCUCUUCAAACCGCCUGUCAGGACCUCAGUGUUAUAAAGCACCGUUACAGUGACACGAUCAUAUGCACAAUGAGGAGCUUCACCCUGAUAACAGCUUUACUUCUCUGCAGCCUCAGCUGGAUCUCUGUCUCAGCUUCUGAGUCUCAGACUGUGGAAGUUCAGCCUGGUCAAGAAGUCACACUGCUGUGCUCCAACUUUUCCAGUGUUCCCACUCAGAUACUCUGGUUCAAACUGGUGAACAGAACACAGCCAUGCUGUAUUUCCCACAUGUUCAAUCCUCAUGAGCCUGCUACAUUCUGCCCUGGAUUUCAAAAUGAAAAAUUUGAAAUGCGAUCAAACAUCUCUACUGUCUUUCUGAAAAUCAAACAAGUGGAUUUAUCUGACUCUGGACUGUAUUUCUGUGGAUAUUACAUCAGCAGAGACCCUGUUAUUGUUGAUGCAACAUAUUUAGAGGUUCAAGUAACUGGAGAUAUAAGAGUUGAAGAGUUUGAUGGAGUGAAAAACCUGAUGAGUGUGACGCUGGCCGCUCUGACUGCUUUCCUCGUCAUGGUCGUCAUUUGUCUGGCUGUUAAAAUCAAAAAGCUCCAGAAUGCCUGUGCUGAAGAACGGAAUCCACAACAGACAGAGAGUCCGACCGCGGAUGAUCUGAACUAUGCAACAGUGACUUUUCAUCAAAACACAAAGAGAAACUACAGACCUGCAUCAGACGGACAAGUGGAGUCUGAUACUAUUUAUUCAGCCACCAGAUAGACUCAGGAAGCACCUGGAGCUGCAGCUGGAAGUGGACUUGUGCCUGUCAUAUCUGCCACAUCCAGCCCAGUCUCAUCAUUCACUCCACUUCUUGGAUUUUUACCACCACCUGACUUGGACACUCCCUCAUCACAGACCCCAAUUCAUGUCUUCAAAUGUCUUUGAUGUCUUAAAACAUUUUGCAAUUUUUAAGAAACUGUUUGACUGAUUAGCCUAGUCCUAGCUGGGUAUCUUUGUCUUCAUGACCCAACAGCAGACAGUUAUCAUGACAAAAAUGUAAAGCUUGCUUCUCAUGCUUAGUGAAAUAGUCUAACAAUAUUUAUGUGAUGUGAUCACGAGCAGCAAACGUCUGAUCAUAAUAUAUGUUGAAAUGAUCUGUCACGUGCCAGCCUGCUUCAAGACCUCAACCAUCAUCCCUGUUCCCAAGAAGCCAAGGACCACAGGACUUCAGACCCGUCGCCCUGACCUCUGUGGUUAUGAAGUCCUUUGAGCGCCUUGUUCUGUCACACCUGAAAGACAUCACCGACCCCUUCCUGGACCCCCUGCAGUUCACCUACAGAGCCAACAAGUCUUCAGAAAGAACACAGCCUCACCUGCCCCACUUCACAAUUGACACUGUGGAGUCCUUCCACUUCCUGGGAACUAUCAUCUCCCAGGUCCUCAAGUGGGAGCUGAACAUUAGCUGCAAUCUUCCGUCUCUCCAGGAUCUGUACACCUCCAGGACCCUGAGACGUGCAGGAAAGAUUGUGGCUGAUCGCUCCCACCCCGGACACAAACUCAUUGAGACACUCCCCUCUGGCAGGAGGCUGCGGUCCAUUAGGACCAGAACCUCACGACAAAGAACAGUUUUUUCCCAUCUGCUACUAGCCUUUUAAAACAUACCAUGCAUAUAUAUUUAUAUUGUUAUAUUUUUAAUUUUUAACAGUUUAUAUUUAGAGAAUGUUUGUCAUGCACCAACGACACCAGAAGAAAUUCCUUGUAUGUGUAAAAUCGUACUUGGCAAUAAAGCUUUUUCUGAUUUCUGAUAAAGCACAAAUAUCUUUAAAAAAACAACAACUAUAGUUUGACAGUCAGGAGUUUUGGACAAAUCCAUUUGAGCUCUGCCUGCCCAUUGUUGCAAUGAGGUGACAAACAGCGCUAUCUGUGUCAGUGAGGUAUCUGUACCAUGACUGAGGUCUGAACUACAGGAAGUCAUGACCAUCUAUGCGUAUGCAAAUCAGACGCUUCCUAAACUGCGUCACCACGGCCCUCAUCACAUGUCACAGUUUACACUUCAGACUUAAAGACACAGUUGACAGUCCACAUGUUGCAUCUUUCACACUUAUGAAAAGAUGUGUGACAGUUGCCCAGCCUUCUACAAAACUAUUUCCUCUGCUUCUGAAUGCUCAAUAAAGACAUG
This is a messenger RNA of Larimichthys crocea (large yellow croaker), 2261 nucleotides long. RefSeq lists its product as uncharacterized. NCBI's taxonomy places the organism in Eukaryota, Metazoa, Chordata, Actinopteri, Sciaenidae. Gene Ontology annotation, biological process: response to bacterium. The coding region runs from base 182 to 862 and encodes 226 amino acids. The transcript has 6 exons. The record is from RefSeq and is a predicted model, not a curated record.